GUCUGCGGAGCUGGGGUUGUGGUAGCGGCGGAAGGGAGAGUGGCUGGCAGGAUGCUGGAGAUUCAGCUGGAUGAUGGCGGCGUCGGGGGGUACCCGGGCGACGAUUAUUGCUCGGGGUCGGUGAUGUCGGAGCGCGUCUCGGGCCUUGCCAACAGCAUUUACCGCGAGUUUGAACGACUGAUACACUGCUAUGACGAAGAGGUGGUGAAGGAACUGAUGCCGCUGGUGGUGACGGUGCUAGAGAACCUGGACUCGGUGCUCACCGACAACCAGGAGCACGAGGUGGAGCUGGAGCUGCUGCGGGAGGACAACGAGCAGCUCCUCACACAGUACGAGCGGGAGAAGGCACUGCGCAAGCAGGCCGAGGAGAAGUUUAUAGAGUUUGAAGAUGCACUGGAGCAGGAGAAGAAAGAACUACAAAUCCAAGUGGAACACCUUGAAUUUCAGACUCGACAGCUGGAGCUGAAGGCCAAAAACUAUGCAGACCAGAUUUCACGACUGGAGGAACGUGAAUCAGAAAUGAAGAAAGAGUAUAAUGCUCUACAUCAGCGUCACACAGAGAUGAUUCAGACCUAUGUGGAUCACAUUGAACGAUCCAAGAUGCAACAAAUGGGAAAUAAUCAAACUGAGGGCAGUCUACCUGGGAGAAGCAGUCAUCGCCAGUCAUGGAGGAAAAGCAGGAAGGAACGUCCUAACUCUCUGAAUGUCUUCCCCCUCGCGGAUGGCAUGUGUCCUCAAGAUGAAAUGUCCGAAUCUGGGCAGUCUUCAGCAGCUGCCACACCGAGCACCACUGGAACCAAGUCCAACACUCCCACAUCAUCUGUGCCCUCUGCUGCCGUCACACCCUUGAACGAGAGCAUCCAGCCCAUCAGCGAAUACAGUGGCACAACCAAGAGCAGUAAGAGAGCACGAGAAAAGCGGAACAGCCGGAACAUGGAAGUCCAGGUCACUCAGGAGAUGAGGAAUGUCAGCAUAGGAAUGGGCAGCAGUGAUGAGUGGUCUGAUGUUCAGGACAUCAUAGACUCUACCCCAGAGCUGGAUAUGUGUCAAGACCCCCGCUUAGAACGUACUGGGAACAGCCCAACACAGGGGAUUGUGAACAAGGCAUUUGGCAUCAACACAGACUCUCUGUAUCACGAACUCUCCACAGCAGGGUCCGAGGUUAUUGGAGAUGUUGAUGAAGGAGCAGAUCUGCUAGGGGAGUUCUCAGGAAUGGGCAAAGAAGUGGGGAAUCUGCUGUUGGAGAAUUCGCAGCUACUGGAAACCAAAAAUGCUUUGAAUGUUGUGAAGAAUGAUUUGAUUGCCAAGGUGGACCAGCUGUCUGGAGAGCAGGAAGUGCUGAAGGGAGAGCUUGAAGCGACAAAGCAAGCCAAAGCCAAAAUGGAAACCAGAGUCAAGGAGCUGGAGGAGGAGCUGAAAAGAGUGAAAUCUGAAGCCAUUGUUGCCCGACGAGAACCCAAAGAGGAGGUGGAGGAUGUAAGCAGCUAUCUCUGUACAGAAUUGCAGUGCUCCUCCCCUCUGCAGGACAACAUUCCCAUAGCUCAGCGUCGCCGCUUCACCCGAGUGGAAAUGGCCCGGGUUCUGAUGGAGCGCAAUCAGUACAAAGAGAGGUUGAUGGAGCUCCAGGAGGCUGUCAGGUGGACAGAGAUGAUCAGAGCUUCCCGUGAGCACCCAUCCGUCCAGGAGAAAAAGAAGUCCACCAUUUGGCAAUUCUUUAGCCGUCUGUUCAGCUCUUCCUCAAGUCCCCCACCAGCAAAGAGGACCUACCCAUCUGUGAACAUCCACUACAAGUCUCCAACAACAACAGGGUUCAGCCAGCGUCGCAGUCAUACCAUGUGCCAAAUCUCCUCUGGCAGCCGCACCCUGGAGUUCUUCCCUGAAGAUGACUGCACAUCUUCAGCACGUCGUGAACAGAAACGGGAACAGUACCGCCAGGUCCGGGAGCAUGUGCGGAAUGAUGAUGGGCGAUUGCAGGCCUGCGGCUGGAGCCUCCCUGCCAAGUACAAGCAGCUGAGUCCCAAUGGUGGUCAGGAAGACACUCGCAUGAAAAACGUCCCCGUGCCCGUAUAUUGUCGCCCAUUAGUAGAGAAGGACCCAACCAUGAAGCUGUGGUGUGCAGCUGGAGUCAAUCUCAUGGGAUGGAGACCUUUGGAGCAGGAGCCUGGCAAUGGGCAGAAAUUGGAACCUGGACGUGAUCCCCUUACCUGUGAUAGGGAAGUGGAAGGCGAGAAUGACAAAAGUAACCAUACGUCUCCUGAAAAGAAAAAGGCAAAGGAGCUCCAUGAAAUGGAUGCCACAUCCAGCCGUGUUUGGAUCCUCACUAGUACACUGUCAACAAGUAAAGUUGUAAUUAUUGAUGCCAAUCAGCCUGGCACAGUGGUGGACCAGUUCACUGUCUGCAAUGCUCAUGUGCUCUGCAUCUCUAGCAUCCCUGCGGCCAGUGAGAGUGAUUAUCCUCCAGGCGAGAUCUUUCUGGAGGGAGAUGUAAAUCCUGAAGAGUCAUCUGGAACAGAUGGUGUCUUGGCAGGAAUUACUCUGGUGGGCUGUGCAACCCGCUGCAACGUGCCACGAAGCAACUGUUCCUCGCGUGGUGACACACCUGUGCUGGACAAGGGACAGAGUGAGGUGGCUGCUGUAUGCAAUGGGAAGAUCAACCAGUCAGAGUCUACUGAGGAGGCAACAGAAGCUACAGAGGUACCAGAGAAUGGUACAAGUGAGGCAGAGCCUGCUCAGGCCCGGCUGGGACCCCUCACAGAGCAUGUGUUUACUGAUCCUGUCCCUGCACAGGCACCUUUUAGGCAGAACGGGGAGAAUAAGCACCUGAAGACAGAGUCAAGCACAGCACUGCCAGAUCAGGAGUUGAAUGGAGAUGCUGCUGGGACUUGCACCAGUGCUGCCCCCACCAUGUGGCUGGGAGCACAGAAUGGAUGGCUUUAUGUGCACUCGGCUGUAUCCAACUGGAAGAAGUGUCUGCACUCAAUAAAGCUGAAGGACUCUGUACUAAGUCUAGUGCAUGUGAAAGGGAGGGUCCUUGUUGCUCUGGCAGAUGGAACACUAGCCAUAUUCCACCGGGGAGAAGAUGGUCAGUGGGAUCUCAGUAAUUACCACCUAAUGGACCUUGGUCACACUCACCAUUCCAUCCGUUGCAUGGCUGUUGUUUAUGAUAGAGUCUGGUGUGGCUACAAGAAUAAAAUCCAUGUUAUCCAGCCUAAGACAAUGCAGAUUGAGAAAUCCUUUGAUGCCCACCCUCGGCGGGAGAGUCAGGUGAGACAACUGGCGUGGAUUGGAGAUGGAGUAUGGGUUUCCAUCCGCCUGGAUUCCACCCUGAGGCUUUACCAUGCCCACAGCCAUCAGCAUCUGCAAGAUGUUGAUAUUGAGCCUUAUGUCAGCAAGAUGCUAGGCACUGGAAAGCUGGGCUUUUCGUUCGUGCGGAUUACAGCCCUGCUUAUCGCUGGCAACCGCCUCUGGGUAGGGACAGGGAAUGGUGUCGUCAUCUCCAUUCCACUGACUGAGACUGUAGUCCUCCACCGAGGCCAACUCCUUGGGCUCCGGGCCAACAAGACCUCACCAACCUCUGGAGAGGGGAGCCGCUCUGGUGGGGUCAUCCAUGUGUACGGUGAUGACAACAGUGACAAAUCUGCCAGCAGUUUUAUUCCCUACUGCUCCAUGGCUCAGGCACAACUCUGUUUCCAUGGCCACCGGGAUGCUGUCAAGUUCUUCGUCUCUGUGCCUGGCAAUGUCCUAGCAACCCUGAAUGGGAGUGUGCUGGACAGCCCUUCGGAGAACCCCAGCACAGCAGCCACAGAGACUGAGGGGCAGAAGCUGAAGAACGUCCUUGUGCUGAGCGGAGGGGAAGGGUAUAUAGAUUUCCGGAUCGGGGAUGGAGAAGAUGAUGAGACAGAAGAGAAUGCAGGAGACACCACCCAGGUGAAGCCAGUACUUUCUAAGGCUGAAAGGAGCCACAUUAUUGUGUGGCAAGUAUCAUACAUCCCUGAGUGAGAAUUUCUCCUUUCCUACCAAUGUAAGUGUCCCUCCUCCCGCCUGAAUGCCAAGAUGUACAUACAGAACGCCUGCAUUAUCCUACUGCUGGAAACCAACCCCAGACAACUGCAACAGCUCCUGCCUCGGACUGUGACCCCUUUCUAACCUCUGAACUUGCAGCUUUCAUCUUGGGCCCUUGCACUUUCUGCGUGGUUGGGUUAUUGUUCUGCUCUGGAGCUGGCAUGUACAAGGAGAGAAAUGACAGUGCAUUGAUAAAGUGAGGCUGGAGCUAGAACUGUGCGAAGCCUUUGCCCAGUGCACAGGAGCUGGCAGCUGAUGGUGGUGGGUCAGAUUCUCCGGCAGAUUAUCUCACUUCCACCUGCAUGAGAAAAAUGUGCAUCCCCUGCCAAAGCAGCGGUGGUGAAUCACAACUGCUACAGCAUCCUCACAGAAAUCCUUUCUAGUUCACCAGUGGACUCUUCACCUUAUCUACCCUUAAGCACAGAAUAAUGUCCCACAGACUGAGAGCAGGCAGGUCUAAGAAGCUCUCAAUAGAACAGAGUGUCAGGGCUUGGGCAGCACUUCUGCUCUUUGGCUGGAGAAGGCAGCAGUGCCAUUACUGUGGGGAAUGCAUCCUCCAGAUUUGCAGGUAGAGUCUCCCUUUGCUGCUGUUGUAGCAGCAGUCAUGUGCUGGCUGACUGCAUGUGUCUGGAGAAGAUUGGUUGUAGUCUCAGAUGGGAUAUGAGGGAUGGUGGAGGCUACAGAGCCUUUGGAAACUAGUAGUAAAGGGGUACUGGAACCUUGCUUUUUUAAGAGCAGAAAAGGCAGCAAUACUUUUAACUCCCCCUUCCAGAAAUGCCAGGUAGAGAAGAAACUUUGAGUUCUUUCUCAAAGGUUCAGGAGAAAGUUAUCUCUGCAUAGCAUUUGUUGGCUUUUAAAGUACAAAUGAGGGCAGAUGAUGUUUUUCUGCUGUGGAUUAUGCAUUAACACAUUGAGGCUACCUGGACUCACAAGACUGUGUCCCAGUCACAGGAACUGUCUGUUUUCCUUCAGACUAUGGCUGUCAGUUAGGAAAGACAUUGUAGGUGCAGUUAAGGUAUAAAAAGGCUGUGUAUCACCUGAGGUCACGCAGAGAAAGGAGCUGAGGCCAGAUCUCCCAACCUCUUAGCUAACAUCAUGAGCAUUGAAUUUAUGACUAAGUAGUUUGAAAAGCUGGAAAUUUCUGACUCCCAAAAAGAAUUGACAACCCUUGAGAAAAAGUCCUGCUGGCCUUCAUUGUGUGAGCAGUGCUGGGGGAUUGCAAUUAAUGUGUCCUGCUUACAAGAGAAGCAGCAAAAAAUGGGGCUGGGGAGAGUGGUUCUGAGAUCCCGGUACAGAACAUGGCCACUUCAGAUGUAGAGGCCAUGGUUUGUCCUCCCUUUCUGACCGUGGAAACAGUCCUGUCUUCACAAGAACAAGUUCUUUUUCCUUUGAAUGCUCCCUUCUGGAUGUGCAGGACUAGACUGAGUAGCAAUUGUUAGCAAUGGAUUUGGAAGCCUCUGGUGGUCAUCUUGUUUGUUCUCUGAGCUGUGUAGCAGUUGAGGGUUCAUGGGGAUGUCCGUGUGCCGGUGUGAUGGUAUGGGAACAGCAAGGGGAAGCCUCCAUCUCCUUGAAGGCUCUUGCCCGUGUCCUGUGCUUUUUGUCACAGACCAGGCUGCCCCCAAGGCUGGUGGUCUAAAGCUACUCAUGUGCCGCAGGUAUAGUAUUCCCAGGGGAAGCUCUGACAUGUGGCAUCUGUUUCGAUGCAGCAGCACUGAAAUGAUUUUUGAAUCCAAAGUUCAGAAAAGGCUGAAGCCCACAUUUCCGCUGUAAGGAGGCAAGAGGGACAUCGCUGGAGAUGCCACCAGAGUAGAGCCCCAUCGAUGCCUGUGACAUGCACCCACACCGAGGUGGAACACAGCUGGACAGUGUCCUCUGGCAAUUGGCACACUGGGCUCUGUGGCUGGCAUGCGGUGACGGGAUGCUUGGAGCCACCACCUGCAUGUGCACCACCUUUCACCAGGGACAUGUCAGAGUGGCACUGCUGACAGUGCCAGGCCUCAUUCACUUCCCCAGAAUGCUUUCUGGUAGGAAUUGCUCUGGAUCACAACAGAGUGUAUUGAUGUUAACAAGAUCAACAUUCAGAGCACAGAUUCCACAGACGUAACAGUUGAUCAGUUAGGGCCAGGUAGAGUUUAGGAUUUGGGCAUACUGAAGAAGAGAGGAUAAAAGCCCUAGAAGGGCUCAGUUUGUUGGCUCUGUCCACUCUAUAGAGAAAUAGAGAAUUGCAGUGUUCUUACCUCUUACUUUUUGUUCUCUAUCUGGUUUUAGCAGUUAAAGUGACAGUACGUGGUUUCCUGUCAGCCCUGGGCCCUGCCAGCAUUAAGGAAACCCAUCUCAGGCCUCUGCCAACAGGUUUCUUUCCAGCACAGUGCAGAAGCACAUGUCCAAGAGGGGCAGCUAGAGCUGAGUAGAAUCAGUCUCUGCUGUCAGCUUCUGGAGGCAUUUGGUGGCUGCUGUCAGCAAGGUGGUAACUGACUGGCUUCAACACACUUCCCUGUCAUAUCUCCACUGUGAUGUAUGUAAAGUAUCUUGUAUGUUACAAAAGGAUUUUAAAAAGUGUCUUAAGGCCUGUAAACUCCGCUCUUUGGUCUGAAGAUGGCAUUCUGUAAAGAGACUACUGUAUGAAUAUGUUCCCAUGCUUUGUCCCCUACGCUAUGAAACAAUAAUCCAUAUCUGUUCUGUAUGUAAUAAACGUGUUAACAUCA
This is a messenger RNA of Melopsittacus undulatus (budgerigar), 6767 nucleotides long. RefSeq names its product mitogen-activated protein kinase 8 interacting protein 3 (gene MAPK8IP3). The transcript is spliced from 32 exons. The coding region runs from base 52 to 3999 and encodes 1315 amino acids. Gene Ontology annotation, biological process: vesicle-mediated transport. The record is from RefSeq and is a predicted model, not a curated record. NCBI's taxonomy places the organism in Eukaryota, Metazoa, Chordata, Aves, Psittaciformes, Psittaculidae. Gene Ontology annotation, molecular function: kinesin binding; MAP kinase scaffold activity; JUN kinase binding. Gene Ontology annotation, cellular component: cytoplasm.